AAUUAACCACAUUCAUUUAAGUGUGCUAUUGUUAUGACAACAAAAUCGCUGAUGGAGGAUUUUUCGGAUUUUUAGCAUCAAAGAGAUUGUUUUACAGAAAUACAGCAUAAAAUACGUAGUUCCAAGGGAUUUUACAUCCAUGUCCUGCAAUACACGUAGCAAGCGUACUUCCAAGGUACAAACCAGCAAGGAACCCCCAGAUGAAGGGAACCAGCAUCUCCGGAAAAGGUCAGGUAAAAACAGCGCGGCUACCGAACCGCCAGCGGACAUGAAGGACAGUUUUGAGGUUCAAUUCGUUGUCGAUCUCGAGGAGGAAUCGGAUGAUCAACGGGAUGUUUCUCAGGAGGAUGGUCAGAAACAACCGGUCUUCCGGUGCACCGUUUGCGAUUGGUACUAUCUGAGCAAGGAAGGUUUGUGGAACCACUUGGAACGGCACAUGAAUUCGGGUGAAACAGGGGAAGAGUACUGCGAGGAACUGGUGGUCCCCUAUGAGAUGUACGACUGCGAACUGUGUGGCGACCAUCGGCUUUAUCAGGAGGAUUCCUACAGGCAGCACAUUAGUGAAGCUCAUGACGAAUCUUUGGAAGAGGAUGUGGCCGGCGAAUGUGCGUGUCCCACUUGUGGGGACGUUUUUGGCAGUUAUAAUCUUCUGUCGAAGCACAUCGAACAAGUUCACCCAGUAGUGGUGUGUGGAAUCUGUGCUGCAUCUUUCAGCAAUGAACAGGAACUGAUAGAACAUAAGAACACACAUCAUCUAGAGAAGAGCUUCUCCUGCCCCGACUGCCUGGAGGUAAUGCCUGAUGAAAAAACGCUCAAAGAUCAUUCCGAUGUGUGUUCGAAGAUGAUAUUUCCGUGUGAUUUGUGCAAUGCCGAAUUCGCGAACUACAGCUACCUAGAAAUGCACAAAGCUCAAACCCACCCACAAGAGACGGCGGAGCAUGUAGAAUUCACGGUUCAAGAUAGUAGUAGCGAUGAGGAGUCCGUUGAUGAAAAUGUACCUGCUGCCAAUGUUGGUAUCAAAAUGGAAUUUGCUGUGGAGGAAACCGCACUUCAUGGACUGCAACUGCAAGCUGACGAUCAGACGUUGUUCACUAUUUCCGAUCUAGAUCCCAUGGAACAAUUUCUCGGUGAUUCGCCAGUUCCGGGUCAGGAUAAAGACGAAUCCCAAAGUUCAAAUCAAAAGCAAUGUCGUAGUUACAAAGUGGGGAAGAAAACGUUCUAUGAGUGUUUGACAUGUGGUGAAUCAUUCGAGAAGUACACUGCCUAUCGGUGGCACAGGCUUAAAAUCCAUAUUGGAACGGAUCUCAUUUGUCCGCACUGUUCGAAAAAGGUGUGGAAACAGUCCCUUUUCGAGAGUCAUACGGCCAAGUGUGCGCUCAAAAAGUUUCCCUGCGAAUUUUGCACUCGGAAGUAUGCUACAAAAGAAGCUGUGUUAUACCACACGAAGGAGUCUCACAAGAACGAAAUUGUCAAGCUGCACGUCAAACGCGAAUGUACGGUGUGUGAUGAAACUUUCGUCGACAGUGGUCUACAUUUCGAACAUAUGAAAAUUUGCCAUGACCAUAGCGUUCAAUGUACGCUGUGCACUAUGACUUUUGUAGACGAUGACGAGCUUACGACCCACAUGAUUUCUGAUCACGAACGAGUUUCCUAUAAAUCAGCCCUUAAGUGUGUACCCUGCAAUAUUAAUUUUAGAAGUGUACAUCGUUUCAACAUGCACAAGCAAAAAAUUCACCAAAACCUGAAACACAAAUGUCCAAAGUGUUCCCUACAAUUUUCGCGAAAGCAUACAUUUUUGGAGCACAAGUCUCAGUGUGUCGGUAGGAUAUUGAACUGCAAACUGUGCAAUGCAACACACUCAACUGCCAAAGCUUUGGAGCAACACAUAAAGCGACGCCAUAAAUCCCCUGAAACUGUACAAGAUCCGUCCGAGAGUCCAGCGAUUAAAUGCGAGUGUCCGAUUUGUUGGGACAUCUUUGGUGAUGGUUUUCAGCUGUCUAACCACGUUCAGGAAAUCCAUCAGAUGAGCAUAUGCACCAUUUGCGCGAAAGUUUUCAAUAACGACGUUGAACUGAUUGCUCAUAAGCUCACGACUCAUCCAGAACCGUCGUCCGCCAUUUUUAUGUGCCCUCAUUGUACGAAAUCAUAUCGAUCAUCCGCUAUGCUCAACCGUCACUUGGAUAGUUGCGGUCCUCGAAUGUGCAGUGUUUGCGAUCAGACAUUUUCCAAACAUAGUCAUCAUAUGGCGCAUAUGAAAGAUCUUCAUCCGGAAGUGAUGUACACUUGUCCGUUUUGUCCCAGAAAGUUCAUUGAAGAAACAGAUUACGUUAAUCAUUCAGGCUAUUGUGCCGAACGGAAAUACUCUUGCAGCCAGUGUGAUGCCAGCCGGAAGACUUUGCCGGAGUUCAAACGCCACGUUGCGUUGACCGGCCAUGCGGAUGAACCGGUGAUCGAAGCUGAGGAUAUCCGUUCAAACUUGCAGCUUCCAUGUCCGAUUUGCAGGGCAGUUUUUCGCUGUGUGAAUACGCGAAGGUCCCAUAUGGCAACCGCUCACAGGGAACCUCACAUUCAAUGUCCAAGAUGUGAUCUAGCAUUCCACUACAAAUCCAGACUACUGACGCAUCUGCGCAAUCACGAUAGAAGGCAACUUAAAAUCAAAUUAGAAAAACACAAAAAGACACAGAAUAAACUUCCGAAAAAGCGAAGGAUCGUUCGCAAAGCUGAACCAGUUAAAUGUAAGAAGUGCGAUGCAGUAUUCCGUACUAGCAACUACCUGAAAUAUCAUUUGAGAACAAUGCACGAAGAACCUCAAAUCAAAUGUCCCAAGUGCGAGAAAGCAUUCCACUUCAAAUCUCGACUUCUGGAGCAUUUACGUACUCAUCAAAGGGAAAUUAAGGUAAAGGUGGCAAAGGUGAAAAAGGUGAUCAAAAAAGAGCCAAUCCCACGUCCUGUUCCUGUUUUGUGUUCACAUUGUGACAAAUCUUGCCGCUCGAAUGCGAUUCUUAACCGCCAUUUGCAAAUUUGUGGUCCUCGAACAUGCAACGUCUGUGAGCAGAAUUUCGACAAGUAUAAUAGUUAUAGAAAACACAUGCGAACAAUGCACCCGAGUGCGUUGCACAGAUGUUCGUAUUGUCCGAGAACGUUCGUGGAAAAACUUCCGUUUCAAAAUCACUUGAAAUACUGUGCAGAACGGCGUUAUUCGUGCAGGGAAUGCGAUACCAGUCGGAAGACCUUGGACGACUUCAAACGUCACGUUGCUUUGACAGGCCAUGCGGAAGAACCUGUGGUUGAAACAGAGGCAACCCGUGGAAAGUUGCAACUCCCAUGUUCUAUUUGCAAGGCUGUUUUUCGAUCUGUGAACACAAGGCGGUUCCAUAUGGCAACCGCUCAUAAGGAACCUCACAUUAAAUGUCCCAAGUGUGACAAAGCGUUCCACUACAAAUCUCGGCUUCGAAUGCAUUUGAAGAAUCACGAUAGAGUACCAGUUAACAUCAAAAUCAAAAAGGAGAAAGUACCAAAAAAAAAACUUCCAAAGAAGCGAAAAAUCGCUGUUCCAGAAGGACCGCAGUCAUGUCCAAAGUGUAAUGCAGUAUUUCGUGCCCUUAAGAACUUGAAAUAUCAUAUGAGAAUCAAGCACACCAAACCUAAGGUGAAAUGUCCCAAAUGUGACAAAGAAUUCCAUUUCAAAUCCCAACUUUCCUAUCAUCUGCCCACUCAUGACAACUUGAAGGUAACGCAAAAAGCAACUUUCACCUGUUUGCGUUGUAACCAUCCAUGUCGCACGUCUGAGAGGCUCGAACGCCACAUGAAAACGUGCAAUCCUCGAACAUGUAAUGUAUGUCAGCAGGCGUUCAACAAGCAUUCUGAUUUCAAGAAGCAUAUGGACUCAUUCCACCCGGAUGUGUUGCACAAAUGUACGUUCUGUCCGAAAGCCUUUAUCGACGAAGCUCGAUAUCAAAAUCAUGUGGCCUACUGUGCGGAACGGCGUUAUUCGUGCAGUGAAUGUGAUACCAGCCGGAAGACUUUGCGCCAAAUCAAACGUCACAUUGCACAAACGGGUCAUUCGCAGCAACCGCUGGUUGAAGCUGAGACAGCUCGUGCGAAUAUACAACUUCCAUGUCCAAUCUGCAAGGUUAUUUUCCGUUCUGUGCAUACGAGACGGUCCCAUAUGGCAACAGCUCAUACGGAACCACACAUAAAGUGUCCCAAGUGUGAUAGAGCUUUCCACUAUCAGUCCAGGCUGGAGAAACAUUUGCGCAACCACGAUAGAGUUCAGGUUGUUGUAGACAAGCCACAAAGGCCACCAAUAGUAAAUAAGGAAUCGAAGAUUACCACAAGGCAUUGGAGAACAAAAAUCGACUUGAAGAAAAUUUCGCGGAAACAAGUUGGCAAGCAUCACGAACGACCGAUUCCCUGCACAAUGUGUACAUCUACAUUUCACACCAGAACUGGUUUGGAAUAUCAUGUUUUGACAGUGCACCGAGAGCCGGAACUGAAAUGUUCCAAAUGUGAGAAAACAUUCCAUUUUAAAUCCAGACUGUUGGAGCACAUGCGCGUUCAUGGCGAAAGUUUGACGAAAAACGUUGAACCGAAAAAAUUCAAAUGCGAAAUGCCACAAACUUGUAAGAUUUGCAAUGUUGAGUUUCCUACUGGUGCCAGGUUGAGGUAUCACACGUUAACGGCGCAUCGUGAAGCUCGUUUUAAAUGCACAAAGUGUCCCAGAGCAUUCUUCUUCGUGUCGAAACUGAGGAUUCACCUGCGCGGUCAUGAUAGAGUCAUACCGAAGAAAGAUCCAAAGGACAUGGUACCAUCGAAUUUGACGUGCGAGAUUUGCGAUGUUACAUUAAAUUCUGCUCAUGCAUUCAGAGUGCAUAGGCUAACGGUUCAUACGAAACCUCGCUUCAAGUGUCCAAACUGUGAUAAGUGGUUCCACUUCAGAUCAAGACUGUUGGCACAUAUUCGCGUACAUAAAACAGAACUGAACAACCGCACUCCGGAGGAUUUAACUCCUAAAGAUCCUCAGAACAUACAAAUAAAGAAAGAGAAGUCCCAAAAAGGUGUCAUCACGCCUUGCCCUGUUUGUAAAGCUGAAUUCAUUUCCUCAAAUGCCAAAAGAUUUCAUAUGGCAACGGCACACGUGGCACCAGGAAUAAAAUGUCCUAGGUGUGAAAAAGCAUUUCACUUCCAAUCUCAGCUGGUAAAACAUUUAGUGUGCCAUAGUGAUGUAAAAUUCAAUACCCCAAUUCAAGUGGAGCUACGGAUUACGAAGAAACAAGAGGUACACCCCUGCCAAUCAUGCUCCACCGUUUUCGGCUCGAGAAGUAUGCUAAAAUAUCACGAGGCAACGGUCCACACGGCUCCAAGUAUCCAGUGUCCCCUGUGUGUUAAAGCAUUCCACUUUCAAUACAGACUCGUAAAGCAUUUGAACACGGUUCACAAAGGAGAAACGACAACUAUUAAAACAGAGCCGUUGGAAGAUGUGUAGCGUACGAACCUCUUGCAACAACGUUUGCAGAAGACAAUUCAAUUUUUAAGGCUUCUAUUUUACUGAGAAAGCAUGGAUAGGAACGACAUGUGGAGGUUUUAUGCAACUGUCAAUAGCGCACGGUACAAAACUGAGGAAGUGCCCGCUAUGUGCAAAACUCGGAAAGAAAAUGUGCGGACAGACAAAACAACAGCUGCAGCCAGGUGGAAGGGGCAGUAUUUAUUGCACUAACGAAGUUCUAUAUUCUCU
Messenger RNA from Aedes albopictus (Asian tiger mosquito), 5734 nucleotides. Its product is annotated as zinc finger protein 91. Gene Ontology annotation, molecular function: DNA binding. The record is from RefSeq and is a predicted model, not a curated record. Lineage: Eukaryota; Metazoa; Arthropoda; Insecta; Diptera; Culicidae. The transcript is spliced from 33 exons. Gene Ontology annotation, biological process: DNA repair. Bases 140 to 5485 code for a protein of 1781 amino acids.